Molecule: messenger RNA, 1662 nt
Organism: Penicillium maclennaniae
Lineage: Eukaryota; Fungi; Ascomycota; Eurotiomycetes; Eurotiales; Aspergillaceae
Product: glycerophosphocholine acyltransferase
Exons: 2
Coding region: 1-1662 (553 amino acids)
Biological process (GO): phosphatidylcholine biosynthetic process
Source: RefSeq, a predicted model, not a curated record
AUGGGAAUGCUAACAUUCGGUCGCUUCCUCAGCCGGCCAUACCCUCAUUACCGGGACGGCCCUACCAUCUUCUCCUUCCAACAACAGUUCAUGAUGGAGGACGCUCGCGCUCAACGCCGCAAGUCCGAUUCUACCAUCGGCCCCGAUUCGGUGGCCUCGACACCAGCUGUCGACUAUGUAGAGAAUCCCUUCGAUGACUUUGACAACGAUGACUUCUAUUCGCCGCCCGCCUCUCCGGGCCGCCUGUCGCGCAACCCGUCCUUCUCCAACAGCAGCUCCUAUGCGGAGGACUGGGAGACUUUCCCGCCACUCGACAAGCUGAGCAUCUUCGAUCUGCUCGACAACUUCCAGCUGUCACAACGCUUCGAGAAAUGGCAGCUCGCGCUCGCUAUGCAGAAACAGAAAGUGCGCAAGCACCGCGAGAAGUUGCGGUCGACGGGCAGUUAUGCCAGGGAACGGGUGGUCGGAGAGUUCAAACGACGCGUACCGACCGCAGACGAACAACUUGAAAAGUAUCGCAGCCGUAUGAAGAAUGGCGUGGAUCGUCUGGGCAAGCAGUGGAGCAAGACGGCCACCGUGACGUUGCGCGAGAAGAUCUCGUUCAUCGCCGGUGUGCUCAACAUCUUCAUCAGCGGGUACCUGAUGGGGGCCUGUCCACAGUACUUCUACCUGUGGUUCAGCGCCCAGUUGCUCUACUUCAUGCCCAUUCGUUAUUUCACCUACCACGCUAAAGGCUACCACUACUUCUUGGCCGAUUUGUGCUACUUCGUCAACUUCCUCAACAUGGCGUCCAUCUGGGUCUUCCCCAACUCCAAGAGACUUUUCAUCGGAACGUUCUGUCUGACCUUUGGUAACAACGCGGCGGCUAUUGCUAUGUGGCGCAAUUCCUUGGUCUUCCACAGCAUGGAUAAAGUGGUCAGUCUCUUCAUUCACAUCAUGCCUCCGGUGACUUUGCACUGCAUCGUUCACCUGACUCCGGUUGAGAUACUCAAAGAGCGCUUCCCGGCUGUCUAUGCCAUCAAGUUCAGCGAACCUGGCGAUCCGGAGCACUACUCGCUCGGCGCUAUGAUUAUCUGGGCAACCGUGCCAUAUAUCUUCUGGCAGCUCAUGUAUCACUUGAUGAUCACCGUUCGUCGGGCCGACAAGAUCGCAGCUGGACGUCCUACUAGCUUCACCUGGCUUCGCAAGUCCUACGCCAAGGCGUGGAUUGGAAAGAUCGUUCUCAGCCUCCCCAACGCCAUGCAAGAGCCCGCUUUCAUGUUGAUCCAGUAUGGCUUUGCUCUGUCGACUAUGAUACCUUCCCCCAUUUUCUUCUGGUACCGAUGGGCUAGCGGCAUUUAUAUGUCUGCCCUAUUCAUCUGGAGUAUCUAUAAUGGCGCGACCUACUAUAUCGACGUCUUUGGCAAGCGCUUCCAGAAGGAGUUGGAGCAGCUACGACGCGAUGUCCAGCGCUGGCAAAGCUCUCCGGACUUUGCAACCAGCCCGCUGGUUCUUCCGGACUACAAUGGACCUCGCAGUGGCGCGCUUGGUGCGCCAGAUGCACCUUACCCCCUGGAGAAGCGGAACAGCAUCGACCGCAUCCCACUCCUUGAUCCGACCUCGGCUACAUCGACCGCCCAGGAGGUCCCGAAGACCGGCGCCACCGUGCGUGAAAGGAAUUAG